CGGCAGCCAUGAACGGCGAGGAGCAGUACUACGCCGCUACGCAGCUCUACAAGGACCCGUGCGCCUUCCAGCGGGGCCCAGCGCCGGAGUUCAGCGCCAGCCCCCCGGCUUGCCUGUACAUGGGCCGCCAGCCCCCGCCACCGCCGCCCCCCUUCCCCAGCGCCCUGGGCCCGCUCGAGCAGGGCAGCCCCCCGGACAUCUCCCCAUACGAGGUGCCCCCCCUGGCCGACGACCCCACGGUGGCGCACCUCCACCACCACCUGCCUGCCCAGCUCGCGCUCCCUCCCGCGCCUGCCGGGCCCUUCCCGGAUGGAGUCGAGUCCGGGCCCCUAGAGGAGCCCAGUCGCGUCCAGCUGCCCUUCCCGUGGAUGAAAUCUACUAAGGCUCACGCGUGGAAAGGCCAGUGGGCAGGCGGCGCCUACGCAGCAGAGCCAGAGGAGAACAAGCGGACGCGCACUGCCUACACUCGCGCGCAGCUGCUGGAGCUGGAGAAGGAGUUCCUAUUCAAUAAAUACAUCUCUCGGCCACGCCGAGUGGAGCUGGCCGUCAUGCUGAACUUGACCGAGAGACACAUCAAGAUCUGGUUCCAGAACCGCCGCAUGAAGUGGAAAAAGGAGGAGGACAAGAAGCGCGGCUGUGGGACAGCGGUCGGGGGUGGAAACACGGAGCCGGAGCAGGACUGCGCGGUGACCUCGGGCGAGGAGUUGAUGGCACUGCCGCCGCCCCAGGGGGGUGCUGUGCCGCCUGCGGUCGCCGCCGCUCGAGAGGGCCGCCUGCCUCCCAGCCUCAGCAAGUCCCCCAAGCCCUCCAGCGUCGCGCCCCUGCUGCCGCAGGAAUCCCGGUGAGAGAUGGGAGCUCCUCCCUGCCCUGCGGCUUCAGCCACUCCAGAAGGAGGGAGGAGCGGGCCUAGGA
Molecule: messenger RNA, 912 nt
Organism: Talpa occidentalis (Iberian mole)
Lineage: Eukaryota; Metazoa; Chordata; Mammalia; Eulipotyphla; Talpidae
Gene: PDX1
Product: pancreatic and duodenal homeobox 1
Exons: 2
Coding region: 9-845 (278 amino acids)
Biological process (GO): type B pancreatic cell differentiation; regulation of transcription by RNA polymerase II
Cellular component (GO): nucleus
Molecular function (GO): RNA polymerase II cis-regulatory region sequence-specific DNA binding; DNA-binding transcription factor activity, RNA polymerase II-specific
Source: RefSeq, a predicted model, not a curated record